AGCCUUCACUUUGGCAGCACGGUUGGCUACACGAGCGGGCGCGGCCCGGGCAGAGCGAGCGGCGCCCGGGCGCUGCAGCGGCUGCGCGCCGAGUUCGCGGCGCUGACGCCCGAGGCCAGGGCUGCAUACGAGGCCCGCUCCCUGCAGGACCGGCAGCGCUUCCAGCUCGAGUUCGCCGCCUGGCGGUCGCGGCAGCCGGAGGGCGGCCCCGGAGGCCCGGCGCUGAGGCUGGGCGAGACAAGCUUGCCCAGCCGCGCGCCCCCACGUGGUCCGAGCUGAUGCACCGCGGGGAGAGGGGGGCGAUGGCGGACGUGUUCGCCGGGGCAAACCUCCAGGGCCUGGUGGAAGACAGGCAGCUGGCGAGGCAGGCGCAGCAGCUUAGGAGGGACACCCAGGCUCCGGCCACCCCCGCCGCACCAGCGCGGCACGGCCGAAGGUCUGGCAGGGCCGCCGGGGCCGCCGCG
This is a messenger RNA of Prorocentrum cordatum, 464 nucleotides long. The record is from the annotation of a GenBank genome assembly. NCBI's taxonomy places the organism in Eukaryota, Dinophyceae, Prorocentrales, Prorocentraceae.